Phacochoerus africanus (Common warthog) is the source of this 3238-nucleotide messenger RNA. It is a transcript of the gene SVOP, whose product is annotated as SV2 related protein. The record is from RefSeq and is a predicted model, not a curated record. Gene Ontology annotation, cellular component: membrane. Bases 181 to 1827 code for a protein of 548 amino acids. Gene Ontology annotation, molecular function: transmembrane transporter activity. Gene Ontology annotation, biological process: transmembrane transport. Lineage: Eukaryota; Metazoa; Chordata; Mammalia; Artiodactyla; Suidae. The transcript has 16 exons.
CGGCGGCGGCUUUGUCUCGUGGGCUGGUCCCUGGCGGCUCCCUCCCCCGAACAGCUGCCACCGAGGGAAGAAGAGGCGCGGGAGCUGUCCAGCACCCCGGUGCUGAAACCUCGAGCGGCUCGUCAUCCACCACCACCAUGUAAGGGCCAUGAAAAGGGCUCGUCCUGGCGCAGCGCGGACAUGGAGGAGGACUUAUUCCAGCUAAGGCAGCUGCCGGUGGUGAAAUUCCGUCGCACAGGCGAGAGUGCAAGGUCAGAAGACGACACGGCUUCGGGAGAGCAUGAGGUCCAGAUUGAAGGGGUCCGUGCAGGCCUAGAGGCCGUCGAGCUGGAUGAUGGGGCAGCUGUGCCCAAGGAGUUUGCCAAUCCCACUGACGAUACUUUCAUGGUGGAAGAUGCGGUGGAAGCCAUUGGUUUUGGAAAAUUUCAAUGGAAGCUGUCUGUUCUCACCGGCUUGGCUUGGAUGGCCGACGCCAUGGAGAUGAUGAUCCUGAGCAUCCUUGCACCACAGCUGCACUGUGAGUGGCGGCUCCCCAGCUGGCAAGUGGCAUUGCUGACCUCGGUGGUCUUUGUCGGUAUGAUGUCCAGCUCUACUCUCUGGGGAAACAUCUCGGACCAGUAUGGCAGGAAAACAGGGCUGAAGAUCAGCGUGCUCUGGACCCUUUACUACGGCAUCCUCAGUGCUUUCGCGCCUGUGUACAGCUGGAUCCUGGUGCUCCGGGGCCUGGUGGGCUUCGGGAUUGGAGGGGUCCCCCAGUCGGUGACGCUGUACGCUGAAUUCCUUCCCAUGAAAGCCAGAGCUAAGUGCAUUUUGCUGAUUGAGGUGUUCUGGGCCAUCGGGACAGUGUUCGAGGUCAUCCUGGCUGUGUUUGUGAUGCCCAGCCUGGGCUGGCGUUGGCUGCUCCUUCUUUCAGCUGUCCCGCUCCUCCUCUUCGCUGUCCUGUGCUUUUGGCUGCCAGAGAGUGCAAGAUAUGAUGUGCUCUCUGGAAACCAGGAAAAGGCCAUUGCCACCUUAAAGAGGAUAGCCACGGAAAACGGAGCCCCCAUGCCUCUGGGGAAGCUCAUCAUCUCCAGACAGGAAGACCGAGGCAAAAUGAGGGACCUUUUCACACCCCAUUUUAGAUGGACAACCUUGUUGCUGUGGUUUAUAUGGUUUUCCAAUGCGUUUUCUUACUAUGGACUAGUUCUGCUCACCACUGAGCUCUUCCAGGCUGGAGAUGUCUGCAGCAUCUCCAGCCGGAAGAAGGCCGUAGAGGCAAAAUGCAGCCUGGCCUGCGAGUACCUGAGUAAGGAGGAUUACAUGGACCUGCUGUGGACCACGCUCUCUGAGUUCCCAGGUGUCCUUGUGACUCUCUGGAUUAUCGACCGCCUGGGCCGCAAGAAGACCAUGGCCCUGUGCUUCGUCGUUUUCUCCUUCUGCAGUCUCCUGCUGUUUAUCUGUGUCGGAAGAAAUAUGCUCACUCUUUUACUCUUCAUUGCAAGAGCGUUUAUUUCUGGAGGCUUCCAAGCAGCCUAUGUUUACACACCUGAGGUCUACCCCACGGCGACCCGAGCGCUGGGCCUGGGCACCUGCAGCGGCAUGGCAAGGGUGGGCGCUCUCAUCACCCCGUUCAUUGCUCAGGUGAUGCUGGAAUCUUCCGUGUACUUGACGCUGGCUGUUUACAGCGGCUGCUGCCUCCUGGCUGCCCUGGCCUCCUGCUUUUUGCCCAUCGAGACCAAAGGCCGUGGACUGCAGGAGUCCAGCCACCGGGAGUGGGGCCAGGAGAUGGUCGGCCGAGGGGCACACGGCACAGGUGUCGCCAGGUCAAACUCAGGCUCUCAGGAAUAGUGACCAAUGGCGGGGCUGAGCUGGUCUUGGAAGCUGUAGAGCGUGGGGAGCUGGUGGAGCCCUGCUGGGGCACCAGCCGUCACUGCCGACAUCAAGAACUCACCCUAGAACUCCACCUGGACCGACGAGGUUUUGUGUCUUGACUCUGCUCAUAUUCAUCGAGAUCCACCCGGGGAUGGGGAGGCUUUUGCUCUGGGGGGUCUUCUGUAUGUGUGUGGAGGUUUGUUAGUAACCUGUGGAUCUGCAUGGGAAAACUGCCACUUCAGGAGUGCCCGGUGACGCCAGUAGCCAGCCAGACACCAUCCAGAGUCAGCUGGUCACACCCUCGGUGAACAACCACCCAAAGAUCUCUGUACAGUCCAGGCCCAAACCCUGUGAGACCUGUCGCCCAGUAAGGUGACACCUGUCACCUGUUCUUAGGUUUGUCCUGCACCCCCAGCCCCAGGCUUUCUUCUUUGAAAUUGCAGGUGACUUGGGUGUAGCCUGAGCAGCUUUUUCUUGGGUCUGAGAAAAGCUCCCAGGGAAGGGGCCCCUCAGUUUGCGCCCCUGCCCCAAGGGCCUGAGUAGUGGGGACUCUGGCGGAUGGACAUGAAUUUGAACUUGAGCCGCAUGCCUCCACCUGGCCCCCUCCUGGAGUUGCUGUCCCUGGUUCCAGGAGAUCCAGAUGUGUCCAGGAAGAUGACUGGGCUUGUACCAGAUGACAACCUCAGAAAGCUGUUAUUGCCAGGAACUGGGGGUGAAGGCAAAUAGAGGUGAGGACCAAGCCCACAGCCAAAGCAGCCCCCCACACCCUGGAAGCAGCAAAGGCUGCACUGGGGGCUUCUCUUCUGGCCCCGUCCUCAGUCAGUCUAGUUGGUGACUCUUGGGGCAAGAAAACAGUUAACUCAGGUUUCAGCGCUUUGGAUUUUGAGCGUGGUGUGUGGCCAAGUGGAUGGAGAAAUGGAAAGAUGCUACACCAACCACCCGCUCGGGGUAGGGGACCAGGAAUCCUUUCUCCCUAGAUUCUCUGCUGCCCCUGCUGUCAAGGGCUAGCUUGGUCUUUACACAGAGGACGCUCCGGGGUUUCCAGUGGUGGACCGCACGGCAGGGAUGCUGCAGGUGGGGAGGAACAGGAGGGUCCAGAGGUAUGAAACAAGUGCAUUUUCAAAGUAAGAGAAGGGAGGUCAACCAGCUUUGGGGAUUGGCCUCAAGAGGAAGGGCUGACCCUGCAUCUCAGCAGACAACAUCCACCUCUAGGAUUUAGUUUCCACGAGCCUUUACCCAUCAUGAAGGCAGGAACCUAGGGACAGAUGCCAGAUCCCAUCAAAGGCCAGAGAAGACCGACCCUCUGCUUGGAGGUAUCUGCUUGGAGUGAACAUUGCAAAGAAGCCAAACGUGUACGUUCAUCUUUAUUAAAACAUAUCGGUGAUGG